Molecule: messenger RNA, 881 nt
Organism: Copidosoma floridanum
Lineage: Eukaryota; Metazoa; Arthropoda; Insecta; Hymenoptera; Encyrtidae
Product: kynurenine aminotransferase-like
Biological process (GO): biosynthetic process
Cellular component (GO): cytoplasm; mitochondrion
Molecular function (GO): L-kynurenine:2-oxoglutarate transaminase activity; pyridoxal phosphate binding
Source: RefSeq, a predicted model, not a curated record
AUGGUUGAACUCGUUGGAGGUGUUCCUAAGUAUGUUAAUAUGAAAUUGCCCGAUACUAAGGAAAAAAUAAGUGGCAAAGACUGGUUUUUGAACCGGACGGAUUUGGAAAAGGCAUUUAACAACAAAACAAGAGGAAUUAUUGUGAACAAUCCGCACAAUCCUACCGGCAAAGUAUUCACUCUCGAAGAGUUACAGUUUAUAGCUAAUUUAGUAAAAAAAUUCGAUGUGUAUGUUGUAGCUGACGAAGUUUUUGGUUGGACAGUUUAUGGCUCAGAAAAAUUCGUCAAUUUUGCUUCUCUGCCGGGAAUGUUGGAUCGGACUGUUACCGUCGGUUCUGCAAGUAAGUCACUCGUUUUGUCCGGAUGGAGGAUCGGGUGGGCAUAUGGACCAGAACAUCUGAUUAGCGAAAUAUCCACGGUGCACACCACAAUGUUGAUUUGUGCUCCGGCUAUGCAACAGGACGCCGUAGCCCAUGUACUGGAAAAUGAGUUGAAAAAUCUUGGCACGCCCAAUUCAUUUUUUUACAACAACACCAGAAAUUUGCAGACUAAAAGAGACAUGAUAACAAAUGCUUUUGAAGAGGCAGGAAUGAUUCCUUACUUUCCAGAUUCCGGAGAUUGUUUGGUCGUUAAAUUGCCAGUACUGAAAGACUUUAGCUUUGAUUUUCCAAAAAACAUCAGCCAGUACAUUUGGUUUACCAAUGUUACUGGAGUAUUAGGAUUUCCGAUGAAUUAUUUUUACGGCCCGGAACACAGCGAGCUGGGAAAAGACAAUAUGCGCUUUUGCUUCCAAAAGUCAUUACCAACUCUCCAAAGUGCGGCUGAAGGAUUACAAGUACUGAGAAACUUUUUUUUAUAGGAUAAUUUUGUGUAACAAUUAAC